CACAUUAUGUCACCUCCGUUCCUUCCCACCUCCCUAAUAAAUUGUCUUAAUUACAAAUAUUCCUGCUUCAUAUAAAUUGGAAAUUCCUAAAUACGUUUCUGUUCUUCCAUUGUAACUAUAGUGAUAUUUCAAACGCAACCAGGCAACGAUUUUAUUAUGUCAAUAUUUUCAAAUUUAGGUUAACCGUGUUUGCCAAAUAUUCUCGUCUUGAAAUGAAAGUUACAUUUUGCACCGAUUUAGACAAAAGUGUCGUCGUAGCAAAUUGCGAAAAACGUGGCUGGAUCCAAGUCAAUCCGGAAGAUGAAUGGAACAUCUAUUGGGCGGGUACCCUUACCUGCAGGAGCCUCUUCAGCGUCGACAGUGGGUAUAGGAUGAACGACAAUCAAAUAAUUAACCACUUUCCCAAUCAUUAUGAAAUAUCCAGGAAAGAUUUGUUGGUUAAAAACAUCAAACGUUACAGAAGGGAUCUGGAAAAGGAGGGUAACAGUUUAGCAGAAAGAGGCGACUCUAAGUACCUCCAUUUGGAUUUUAUUCCAGUGACUUUUGUGCUUCCAGCUGAUUAUAACAUGUUUGUAGAAGAAUACAGGAAGGCGCCGCAAAGUACUUGGAUUAUGAAACCGUGUGGAAGAUCGCAGGGUUCUGGAAUAUUCUUAAUUAACAAACUGUCUAAGUUAAAGAGGUGGUCGAGGGAAGCGAAAACUCCUUUCCAACAACAAUUAACCAAAGAAAGUUACGUGAUUUCUAAAUAUAUAGACAAUCCUCUUCUAAUUGGUGGAAAAAAAUUCGACUUGAGGCUUUACGUAUUGGUUACUUCAUUUAGACCGUUGAAAGCUUAUCAGUUUCGGUUGGGUUUUUGUAGAUUUUGCACUGUAAAAUACGAUUCAAGUGUGGCUGAAUUGGAUAAUAUGUACGUACAUCUAACUAACGUAUCUGUACAGAAACACGGAGGUGAAUAUAAUUCUCUACACGGCGGAAAACUAAGCGUACAAAAUUUAAGACUACAUUUAGAAAGCACCAGAGGAAAGCAAGUAACUGAAAAGUUGUUUGAUCAAAUAAGUUGGUUAAUUAUCCAUUCUUUGAAAGCUAUAGCUCCAGUUAUCGCCACCGACAGACAUUGUUUUGAAUGCUACGGUUACGAUAUUAUUAUCGAUAACAAACUCAAACCGUGGCUUAUUGAGGUUAAUGCUUCACCAUCCUUGACGUCUACCACUGCCAACGAUAGAAUUUUAAAACACAAACUGCUGGACAACAUUUUUAACAUAGUAGUUCCUCCGUCUGGAAUGCCUGAUGUUAGAUGGAAUAAAAUUCCCACUCCUAGGGCUCUAGGUGACUUUGAGCUGCUUGUUGAUGAAGAUCUUGUGAAUAUGAGUGAAAAUGGUGAUAUCGCCAAUAAAGGAAAAUAUAAAUAA
Messenger RNA from Psylliodes chrysocephalus, 1409 nucleotides. Lineage: Eukaryota; Metazoa; Arthropoda; Insecta; Coleoptera; Chrysomelidae. The record is from the annotation of a GenBank genome assembly.